Messenger RNA from Cyclopterus lumpus (lumpfish), 1088 nucleotides. Its product is annotated as protein jagunal homolog 1-A-like. The record is from RefSeq and is a predicted model, not a curated record. Gene Ontology annotation, biological process: endoplasmic reticulum organization; vesicle-mediated transport; granulocyte colony-stimulating factor signaling pathway. The coding region runs from base 116 to 670 and encodes 184 amino acids. The transcript has 3 exons. Gene Ontology annotation, cellular component: endoplasmic reticulum membrane. Lineage: Eukaryota; Metazoa; Chordata; Actinopteri; Perciformes; Cyclopteridae.
GGAAAGGCUACGCGCAUGCGCAGAGCGGUUCGGCACAUCUGUCACAUCUUUUGUUGGUACAUAAACAAGGAGCUCGGCCAAAUAUCACGGAAAUACGCAGCGGUUUCCCCUCACCAUGACAUCACGCGUUGGUCCCAGAGCUGCCGGUAUCAAUGGAAGUGACUUCAAACCAAGAGAGAGGGUGGCCGUCCCACAAUACCAAAUGUGUUCUGCCCUGAAGUCAGAGGUGCGUAAGUUAAACCUGGUCCACCUUCUCCUCUGGCUGCUGGUGGCGGCACAGGUGGCUGUCAGCCACUUCGACCUGGUGUCACACGAUACAGUGUCCAUGCCGUACCAGUGGGAGUACCCCUACCUGCUCAGCCUCCUCCCUCUGCUCUGCAGCAGCCUGUCACUGCCAAAUAACAAUAUCAGUUAUCUGGUCUUAUCCAUGAUCAGCGCGGGGCUGUUCUCUGUAGCACCUCUCAUUUAUGGUGGGAUGGAGAUGUUUCCUGUAGCGCAGCAGCUCUACCGCCAUGGAAAGGCCUACCGCUUUAUUUUUGGCUUCUCUGCAGUGACCGUUAUGUACCUCAUCAUGGUGGUUGCUGUUCAAGUGCAUGCCUGGCAGUUAUACUACAUGAAAAAGCUGUUAGACUCAUGGUUUGACACCACUCAGGAGAAGAAGAAGAAAUAAUGGAGUGAAGAAGGGUGUUACUGGGCAAAACUGUGUUUUUAUCUUUAUGUAUUUAUAAGAUCUGCCUCUUAUUCAUGUCUAUUUAUUCAGUCACCAUUCUGAUGUAACAUUAUACCUUAGAGACCAGUGUUUUCUGUCACAGAUGUACAAUAGCCUGGAUUUUCUGUCAUUAUUUAUUUAAAGCGGAUGAUAAGGGUUGAGCACAACACAUCCGGAGUGGAAUUAAAGCAACAUCCAUGCAUAAACACAUUUCAAUGAUCUUGUUCCUUCUUCAUCAGAGUCUAGACUGCAUAUUUUCUACAAACAGAGAACUGCGUAAUUUAUAACAAAUACUGUCUCCGUAAUAUAAGUCUACCUCUCACAAUGUGUUUUUUAUCAGAAUGCAUGUAAGCAAUUAAAAAGAAAAGUGAUGAAAAUA